This is a messenger RNA of Xenopus tropicalis (tropical clawed frog), 2403 nucleotides long. RefSeq names its product SREK1-interacting protein 1 (gene srek1ip1). NCBI's taxonomy places the organism in Eukaryota, Metazoa, Chordata, Amphibia, Anura, Pipidae. Gene Ontology annotation, molecular function: zinc ion binding; nucleic acid binding. The record is from RefSeq and is marked provisional.
UGGUUAGGAGGCGCGCAGUAACUGUUUGAGGGGUGCGAUCUUCUGUGUACGGACGCUGAGAAUUGUGACUUAUGGCUGUCCCAGGUGUAAACAAGGAUAAUAUCAGAGCAGGAUGUAAGAAGUGUGGCUAUCCUGGCCACCUAACGUUUGAAUGUAGAAACUUCCUACGUGUGGAUCCACAGAGGGACAUCGUACUGGAUGUCAGCAGUACCAGCACCGAAGACAGUGAAGAUGAGAGUGAAGAAGUCGCUCGGGCCCCUGCAGACAAGAAAAAUGUCACAGACACCGGAAAGAAAAAGCUGAAAAGGAAAAAAGAGAAAAAGUUAAAGAAACACAGAAAACGAUUGCAUUCGUCAAGUGAAUCUGAUGACAACUCCAAAGCAAAAAAACGAAAAAGCCAAAAAAAAGAAAAAAGAGUGAAGCACAAAGCAAAAAAGGGGAAGCAGCACAAAAAAGAUAAGAGGAAAGAAAAACGUGAGCGAAAGUCAUCAUCAUCAUCUUCAUCAUCCAGCAGCUCCCAGUCAUCCAGCAGCGACUGAGAAGUCCCGUUAUACCUGGCACACUGUACAGAAUACAUUUAUGUUUCCUUCAUGCCAUUCUGCCUCUGUUUUAGUACUUUAUUUUAUAACCCAGCCAAUAAUGGUGCAAAGCAAGACAUGCAUUUUAUUUUACGUGGGUAACUAUCAGAUUGAUUAGGCAACCUAUUACCCCCCAAAAUUCCAGCUUUCUGUAAAUGAUAACAAAUGUAAUUCAUGAAACUAACGUAACAUUUUUGAGAACUGUGAUUUUCCGUUUCAUGCUGAUAAACUGCAGUCAGGGCCUGAACCAGGGGGGAGGUAGUUGCUAGGGCACUACUUCAAAUAAAAAGAAACUGAGUGUACCCCCCUGCCCUGACUCUGCCUUUGCUGACAUUUGCUAAUAGGCAAUCGGAGCAGCCCAUUGGUGAGCGAGGGGGGAGGGGUAAGAAGUGAAAGGCCUUGGGCACCAGUACCUUUUGGUCCAGCCCUGAGUGCAGCUAAGGGCAUCUUUAUAAAGGUGUGUAAUAUAUGUUAUGACAAAAAUAUAUAUAUAUACAUUUAUAUACUGCUUAAUACAAUCAUAAAAUUAAUGCUUAUAUAACGCUAAUCAGCAAGUUGAUAAACCUUAUGUUGUUCAUUUUUCACCACACUAAUGCCAAAAUGAUUUGAAACCAUUUGAAACUCUGCAUAACCCACUAAAGUCAUGGUAUAAAUUCAGGCACCAGAAAAUUGGUGUGAAAAUUGGUUUAAAGCAGAAGCUGACCUUUAAAUUAACUUCUAGUAUGUUAUGGCUGAUUCCUAACAAUCAAUCGGUCUCCAUUUUAUAGUUUUUGAAUUAUUUUGACUCCUUCCAGCAGCCAAAAAAAUUAUUGCUCAGUGAAGCUUGUUAUUGCUAUUUUAUAUUGCCUUUUCUACCCAGGCCCUUCUCUAUUCAUAUUCCUGUCUCUCAUUUAAACAACUGCCUGGUUGCUAGGGUAAUUUAGACCCGAGCAACCAGAUAGCUACUGAAAUUCCAAACUGGAGAGCAGCUAAACAAAAAGCUAAAUAAUGAAAAACCUGCAAAUAACACAAAAUAAGGACCAAUUGCAAACUGUCUCAUAAUACCAAAUUCUAAGUUAAUUUUAAGGUGAACAAUCCCUAGCAGCACUGGACCCUUAGCUACAAUAAUAUAGAAAAUAUACAUUUACAACCUGCUCUCAAAUAAAGCCGUUUGUUAUGGCCUGAAUACAUUUGCUUUAGUUGCUUUCUAGUGUUAUUAAAGCCAUUCACUAUGUAUGUACAUGAGCGAGUGCAUUAAUGCAUAAUCAUUACCAUUCCUGGAUCUAUUUCCUAAUUAGUACUCGAAAUCUAUCCUAUCAAGCAAUGUUAAUGAUGCUCAUUUGCCCAUAUGCCUGAGAAAUUGGGAGCCUUAUUUACAUUGCACCCAUUGGGAGAAUCUGAAGGCAAAUGAACGGAAUGGGUAUAAGAACAGUAAUGGUGAUUAUUAUCCCUUUCCUUCCAUUUGGGAAAGUAAAUUGAUAUGGUGGGAAAAUGCAGAAAGCAACUCUAGGGUAAUGAAAGUAUUAAUUAUAUUUAAAUGUAAAUGUUGUCGUUUGUAACCAAGACACCUGGUUUCCCUUUUCCACAGUAGGGACACAAUGUCUGUUCCUUUCCCUCCGAUGAUGAUCAGUGGCAUGUAUUUGCUUUUUAAACAGUGCUAAUCAAAUCUGAAGUGGCUAUGCAUUUUGGUACAGUUUUAUUAAAAGUAUUUUUCUUAUUCCUUGCAGUAGGCAAUGUUUUAUUGUUAUAAUAAACCAGGCAUUGUGUAUGUACUGCGUAGAUAUGUGUUCCCAUAUUGUCUUUUUUUUUUUUUUGCUAAUAAAAGCAUUAUCGUUCUUUGCGUUAA